This is a messenger RNA of Haliotis rufescens (red abalone), 906 nucleotides long. RefSeq lists its product as uncharacterized. Bases 82 to 720 code for a protein of 212 amino acids. The transcript has 6 exons. Lineage: Eukaryota; Metazoa; Mollusca; Gastropoda; Lepetellida; Haliotidae. The record is from RefSeq and is a predicted model, not a curated record.
UCACGUGGUCCUCUACUCAUUACAUGUGAUUGGAUGAUUGACUAGUCUGUACAACUCACGUGUCCAACAGAUUAGAUAUAAAUGCCACUGAGUAGAACGACUUGUUACAGACGGAGAAUUGGUGCUUCUACAAUAGCAAAGUCUAAGAUAUCCACAAUGGCGAGGCUCCUGGUGGGUUUUGUUCUCAUUUUGUCUUCUGCAGCAGCGUCUGAGUGGAGAAAUAUCAGCGCUAUCUACGGGGAUGCGACAAUGCUGCUGGACGUGGCAUUCGGAGAUGGCAUCAUUGAACUGCAGUCCCACAAACCGGACAAUGCGCCUGCCUCUUUCCGAGAAACAACCAACCUCCACGUGUUUUCCAGGCAACUUGUUGCCAUGAGAAAUUCGGUUGACAAAGAAUGCUAUGUCAGACAUAUCAAAGAAACCUUUGAAGAGUUGAAAGUGAAAAUAGGAGGUAUUGAACAGCACAAUGCAACCGUAGGCCAGCUCGCUGAAGAUUGGAUUGACGUGAAGAAGGUUUGCCCCAUUGAGCCGUGGGCUGUGGAGGAGCUCCUUGGAGAUGAGAUCGACUGCUUCUGCCGCUUCCACGACGUCUACUUCGUCGGUCUCGUGCACACAGGCACCGUUGACCUCACAGCUCCAUCCAGGAGACGCAAACGUGCAGCGGCUUCUUGGCUAACUGUUGCAAGCACUUGCUGCUGUAGGUACUGUAACAAUAAUUAGCACUGGCAUGAAGACAAGUUCACUCACUAAUUCAUGAGUUACAAAAGUAUCCAAUGUCGGAUUUCAAUAAGGCCACUCGAUAACGCAAAAAGUAUGCAUUCUCUAAAUUUCAAUUGAUGUUGUCAUACGGAGGUAACUACAUAUAUUUACCACAAUGUUCCAAAAUAAACCAAUGUUUCAAACCAA